CUCACUGAAAUGGAGUAUUUGAAAAUGAGCUUCCUUAUUAUGUUUUUUGUAUUAAUUUGUUCCAGUCUUAUAUCGACAUCACACUGCAUAGGUGGAAAAAGAAACUUAUCAAAGGAAGGAGCAGAUGAAAUGGAAAUUGAGAGACAACUGAGGGUUUUAAACAAGAAGCCAGUUAAAACCAUUAUAACCGAUGUGGGUGACGUAGUAGACUGCAUAGACAUUUAUAAGCAACCGGCAUUCGAUAACCCACUGCUCAAGGAUCAUAAAAUCCAGAUGAAUCCAAGUUCAAUUUCAGGAGAGACAAGAAGUAAAAAUAUUUCGGCAUCCUCUAUUUUUCAUGGGCUUCAAAGGGAACGAUGUCCUUUAGGAACAGUCCCUAUUCGAAGAAUAACUAGAGAACACUUGGUUUUCGCAAAGAAAGUCGAACCAAUUCAUGCAAACGGUUUUCCUAACGUUCGUUACCAUUCAGUCUCUGCAGAAGAAGUCAUUCGUGAGAAAAAAUAUUUCGGAGGCUCAGCUUCUAUGUCUAUACAUAACCUUACAGUAGAUCCUGACCAGUUCAGUAUUUCACAAAUUUGGAUUGUGAAUGUUUCUUCGUCAGAAAUAAACGGCAUCCAAGCCGGAAUAAUGAAAAAUCCAAGCAUAGUUGGUGGUAACCUCCCUCGACUAUUUGGUUUUUGGAUCAAUGCUGAUGGACACCAUGUUGCUGGUUGCUAUAAUAUGGCGUGCCAGGGCUUCAUCCAGACCAACCCUCAUAUAUAUAUCGAUCAACCGUUUGUGCACUUGUCAGUAUAUAACGAAACUACGUAUGAUGUGCAUAUUAUGGUAUACCGGGCCCAAGGUGAUAAUGGUGACUGGUGGUUAAGAAUGGGAGCGACUGCUGAAAUAAGUGAAGAUGUAGGAUACUGGCCGAAUGAAAUCUUUACGCUUUUAAUAAAUAGUGCAUCAGCUGUACGAUAUGGAGGAUAUGUAGGUUCAAUGGCUCAAGCAUCAACUCCACCGAUGGGAAAUGGAUUUUUUCCUCAUUUUCAGAACUAUGAUACGACAGCUUACAUGAGACUAAUGAAGUAUGUCAACGAGGCAGGACACUCUGUUAACCUAGACCCAUAUUCAGUGCAAACCAUGAAUGGAACAGUACCACAAUGCUACAAAAUUAUUUUUGCUGGUCAAAUAGGUGAGCAAUGGGAAAAUACUAUCGUAUAUGGUGGACCUGGUGGUUUCUGUAACUAGUACAAUGAGAAUGCCGAUGGAGACGACCGGAAUAAUAAUGUUGAUUUUGAGAUAGUAAUGAUUUUGAAAUAAAAAUCAUUUUAUUUCUUUGCCCAAAUUCUGUAUUUCCAAUUCUUAAGCCAAAGA
Molecule: messenger RNA, 1356 nt
Organism: Papaver somniferum (opium poppy)
Lineage: Eukaryota; Viridiplantae; Streptophyta; Magnoliopsida; Ranunculales; Papaveraceae
Exons: 7
Coding region: 10-1230 (406 amino acids)
Source: RefSeq, a predicted model, not a curated record